Molecule: messenger RNA, 255 nt
Organism: Rangifer tarandus platyrhynchus (Svalbard reindeer)
Lineage: Eukaryota; Metazoa; Chordata; Mammalia; Artiodactyla; Cervidae
Source: the annotation of a GenBank genome assembly
AUGAAGCCUCCCGGGACCGCUCCUCGCCUCCCAGAGUCGGGCUUCCUUCCUGUGUACGUGCAGAGACUGGGAAACAGUACUUUAGACACCGCAGUGGCCGACACCGCUCCAGGGCUCCGUCUCCGGAGCAGGUGCUGGGAGCGGGACAAGCUCGGCAGCGAGGCCGACCCGGGCGCCACCUGUCGUCCAGAGCGCCUAAGCGAGAGGAGCGUGAAAGCACGAAAUGGCUUUCCAAUCCCUGACCUCCCCAACUGA